AUGCUGGAUUUGGGUGCUUCUCUUAAUGUCAUGCCUUUGUCUAUAUAUGCAUCUUUGUCUUUUGGUCCUUUGCAAACCACGGGUGUGGUCAUUCAGUUGGCUAAUAGGAGUGUUACCCACCCAACAGGUUUCAUAGAGGAUGUCUUGGUUAGGGUUGGUGAAUUGAUUUUUCCUGCUGACUUUUAUGUUUUGGAAACGGAGGAGGGAUUCUCUCAUGGAUCCGCUCCCAUUAUCUUAGGCAGGCCAUUCUUGAAAACUGCCCGAACUAAGAUUGAUGUGUAUGUUGGAACUUUGUCUAUGGAAUUUGCUGAUAUUGUUGUUCAUUUUAAUAUCCUUGAUGCAAUGAAAUUUCCAGCUGAGGACCAUUCUCUGUUUAGGAUCGAUGCAUUGGGUGACAUUAUUGAUGAAAUUGUUGUUGACGACUUUCAUUCUUUGCAUGAGAAGAAGCAUUCUUUUCUAUCUUAUUUGCAUUCAUGCAUUGAAUCUGGAUUCAAAUCAGGAUUUGAGAAUGAUGUUGAUAAUGUUGUGGAUUUUGAUGAGGAUUGUGAUGUCCAGGAUAUUGAUGCUAUGCAUGAUAUUGAUGAUGCUGUUGACAUAUCUGUGAUGGACAUUGAUUUGGAUUGUGAUGAGAUGAGUGUUCUGCCUUUACCUAUACACUCUUUAGAGUCAGAAUGCAUUAACCACGUUGCAGGAAGUACACUUGAAUCUGACUUGCAGGCACCCACUCUUGAGCUGAAACAGCUCCCAGAUAACCUCAAGUACGUGUACUUGGAGGAUGAUGAGAAGAAACCAGUGAUCAUUUCUACCUUCCUUGAUUCUAUUCAAGAGGAGAACUUGCUUGGUGUGUUGAGGAAGCACAAGAAGGCCAUUGGUUGGAGUUUGGCUGACAUACCUGGUAUUAGCCCAUCCACAUGCAUGCAUAGAAUUCUUUUGGAAGAUGGGGCAAAGCCAGUGAGACAGCCACAAAGAAGGCAAAACCCCGUGAUCAUGGACGUCAUCAAGAAGGAGGUGACCAAGCUUUUGCAAGCUGGGAUCAUCUACCCUAUUUCAGACAGUCAGUGGGUGAGCCUCAUCCAUGUUGUGCCCAAGAAAAUUAUCCCAACUAGAGUGCAGAAUAGCUGGAGAGUCUGCAUUGACUAUAGGAGGCUCAACCAAGCAACCAGGAAAGAUCAUUUCCCCUUGCCAUUCAUUUAUCAGAUGCUGGAGCGCCUGGCAGUUGCCUUACCCCUCUUGCGUGCGAGAGGUGCGAUCUUUCCUUGGACAUGCAGAUGCAAGGAGGCGUUUGAUUGCCUGAAGGAAGCUUUGACCACCACCCAUAUCAUUCAGGCACCGGAUUGGACAGCCCCAUUUGAGCUCAUGUGUGAUGCGUCUAAUUAUGCAUUGGGGGCUGUCUUGACACAGAAAAUUGACAAGCUGACGCGAUUUAGGUCAUAUUUGCUUGGAUCACCUGUUAUUGUGUAUACUGACCAUGCAGCUCUAAAGUUUUUGUUGAAAAAGGUUGAGUCAAAGCCUAGAUUGAUAAGGUGGAUGCUACUGCUCCAGGAGUUUGACUUGCAGAUUAAAGACCGAAGUGGAGCACAAAAUUUGUUUGCAGACCACCUCAACCGGAUUGAGAGAGAUGGGAAUGAAGCUGAUGUGUUGCCCAUCCAGGAUGACUUUCCUGAUGAGAGUUUGUUGAUGAUUUCUUAUUCUCACCCCACUCCUUGGUUUGCACACAUUGUAAAUUAUUUGGUUGCUUCUGUUUUUCCUCCCUUAGCAUCACGUGCUCAGAUUGCUAAAAUUAAGAGUGAUGCUAAGUAUUAUGUUUGGGAUGACCCAUAUCUGUGGAAGUUGUGCAGUGACCAGAGAACAGCUCGCAGGGUGCUUGACUGUGGUUUCUAUUGGCCUUCCAUCUUCAAAGAUGCGGAGAGGAUUUGCAGCACUUGUGAGCCUUAUCAGAGAGCAGGAGGAUCAAUUUCAUAG
Vigna angularis (adzuki bean) is the source of this 1962-nucleotide messenger RNA. RefSeq lists its product as uncharacterized. The record is from RefSeq and is a predicted model, not a curated record. The transcript has 5 exons. The coding region runs from base 1 to 1962 and encodes 653 amino acids. NCBI's taxonomy places the organism in Eukaryota, Viridiplantae, Streptophyta, Magnoliopsida, Fabales, Fabaceae.